Juglans regia (Persian walnut) is the source of this 1534-nucleotide messenger RNA. RefSeq names its product bifunctional protein FolD 1, mitochondrial. NCBI's taxonomy places the organism in Eukaryota, Viridiplantae, Streptophyta, Magnoliopsida, Fagales, Juglandaceae. Gene Ontology annotation, cellular component: cytosol. Gene Ontology annotation, molecular function: methylenetetrahydrofolate dehydrogenase (NADP+) activity; methenyltetrahydrofolate cyclohydrolase activity. The coding region runs from base 225 to 1388 and encodes 387 amino acids. The transcript is spliced from 7 exons. The record is from RefSeq and is a predicted model, not a curated record. Gene Ontology annotation, biological process: tetrahydrofolate interconversion.
CAUGUUAUCUGUGACGUCAGUAGUACAGAUGCAGGCUGCAGUUCCACCUGAUCCUUGCGCAGUUCUUGUUACACAAAGGCUCUUCACUGAAAUACUGUUCUGUAGCUGCCGGCGUUUUCUUAUGCUCAUUUACGGCCGCUCCCAUCAAAUCUCCAAUGUCUUUAGGGGUAGCAGGCCCAUAUGAUGCUGUACCUGGAAAAGGGAGUAAACGGAUCUAGAAGAAGAUGAUGUUGGCAAGGACUAGGAUGCGAAGGGUGGCAGCGGCGUGCAAGAAGGGAGUAAGAAACGGAAUGCCAUCAACAACGAGGACUAUUAACACUCAAAUGGAUGACAGCUACCCAAUUCUACUAUCUCCAUCUCUUGUCUCGCUAGACCUCCCUGACAUUUGGCCUACUAAUUCCAGGCCCAACGAUUUUCAAUCAACCUGUAGAUGCUCCAAUGAGCAGACUGCUGCAAUAAUUGAUGGUAAGUCAAUUGCGGGGGAGAUUAUGUCCAGAAUAGCUUGUCAGGUCUGGAGGAUGAAGGAGUCCAUUGGAAGGGUUCCUGGAUUGGCUGUCAUUAUGGUGGGCCAGAGAAGGGACUCCCAAACUUAUGUGCGCAACAAGAUAAAAGCUUGUGAAGAAACAGGAAUCAAGUCGUCAAUGACUGAACUGCAUGGAAAUUGUAAAGAUGAUGAAGUUGUGAAUGUUUUGUCAAGAUUUAACGAGGAUCCAUCAAUUCAUGGCAUUCUUUUGCAACUUCCUCUUCCCCAGCAUUUGGAUGAGGAGAAAAUUUUGGAUGUGAUGAGCCUAGAAAAAGAUGUGGAUGGCUUUCACCCACUCAAUAUGGGAAAUCUGGCCAUGAGAGGGAGGCAGCCUUUGUUCAUUCCCUGCACUCCAAAAGGUUGCAUUGAGUUAUUGAUGAGGUCUGGUGUGGAAAUCAUGGGUAAGAAAGCUGUAGUGAUUGGAAGAAGUAAUAUAGUUGGAUUGCCUACAUCCUUGCUUUUGCAGAGGCACCAUGCAACUGUCAGCAUCGUACACGCAUUUACCAAGAACCCAGAACAGAUCACCUGUGAAGCUGACAUUGUGGUUACAGCUGCAGGAGUGCCUAAUCUAAUUCGUGGCAAUUGGCUAAAGCCUGGUGCAGUUGUCAUAGAUGUGGGGACAAACCCAAUUGAGGUAUCAAUUUUGCAAAAGUUGAAAAUCGAGGCAUCGAAUUGCAAACACGUGGAAACCCAAGACCCUAGCUGCGAAUAUGGUUAUCGUCUCACAGGAGAUGUUUGCUAUGAAGAAGCAGUGAGGGUAGCGUCGGCCGUUACCCCUGUGCCUGGAGGAGUUGGGCCGAUGACAAUUGCCAUGCUCCUAUCCAACACUCUUGACUCUGCCAAACGGGCAUAUGACUUUACUUAGCACCUCUAGAUGUAAUAUACAUUAAAAUUUUACAUUGCGUCAUGGACUUCUUGCCAUUGUUGUAGUCUUGAGAUUUUAUUCUAUACGGUUGAAAAUAUGAGAAUUCCUUCUCGUUGGCGAAAUGAAAUUGAAAAUCUUCUAGACCU